Paramecium primaurelia is the source of this 1107-nucleotide messenger RNA. The record is from the annotation of a GenBank genome assembly. Lineage: Eukaryota; Ciliophora; Oligohymenophorea; Peniculida; Parameciidae.
AUGAAAGUGCAGAUUUCUCAUAAAUACUCUAUUUUAAAUCAUCUUUCUCAUUUAAAUACUAAUAAUAAUUUAAUUAAUAAAUUUUAAUAGAUAUAGGAAAAUGUUAAUAAACGAAAUGUUAAAUAGAGAAUUAGAAUGUAAUAUUUAUUUAUUUAUAUAUCCUUUAGUCAUGUUUUGAUAAUAUAGUUAAUUAGAUUGAUUAAUUAUUGAAAUAGAUAUCCAAUUUGUAAAUUUAGUAAUCCUAAAUUUGAAUUAUCUUAACCUAAUUUUCAUUAAUUUAAUUUUAUUGGUUAAUCUGAGUUUUAAUCAAACAUUAUUUAAGAAUUGAAACCAUUAAUAAAUUCAAAAAUUAAAGGGCAAGUUCAAUUCAGAUUAUAAUAAAAUACAUUAAUAUAUUAAUCAUCAUAAUCAAUAGAAAAACAAUCAAUUAUUCAAUCUACAUCUUCUUAAUUAAAUUUAAAACCAUUUAAUUAUUAAAUAAUUUAAAGUAAUUCAAUUAAAAUAUAAUAAUUUUGUCGUGUAAUUGAAAUAAAUAAAGAUUAUUCAAUUGUAGCUAUUGGUUGUGAUAAAUAAAUAAAAAUAUAUGAAUUCAAAUAAAGAAGCCUGAAUUUAUUUCAAGUAUUGAAUUAACAUAAUAAUGAUAUAUUCGCUUUAAAUUUCAUGUAAAAAUCAGAUUAAUUGAUAUCUGGAGAUAGAGAUGGAUCUAUUGUAAUUUGGUCAAGCAAUAACAAUAAUUAAUGGAAUUACUCAUAAACAAUUAAAGGACGUAGUUAUUGGAUUUAUUGUUUAAUAUUGAAUAAGGAUGUAGAUCUUUUUAUAUCAAGUAGUGGGGAUAAUACUAUUAAGUUUUGGAAUAAACAAAAUGAAUGGAUAUGUUAAAAAUCAAUCACACUGAUCAUACAUCUUAAGUUUAUUAAAUAAGUUUAAAUGAUUAAGAAGAUAAAGUUAUUUCUUGUGGAUAGGAUUCAACAAUAUUAGUAAUUGAAUAUUCUGAACACAGCAAAAGGUGGAUGGUAAUAUCAAAUAUCAAAGUUGAUUUUUAUGGAUUUAGAUUAUCCUUUAUAAAAAAUAAUGUAUUCACAUUUAAACCUAAUUAUGGCAAUUUGA